Messenger RNA from Boleophthalmus pectinirostris (great blue-spotted mudskipper), 3333 nucleotides. Its product is annotated as plakophilin-4-like. Lineage: Eukaryota; Metazoa; Chordata; Actinopteri; Gobiiformes; Gobiidae. The record is from RefSeq and is a predicted model, not a curated record. Gene Ontology annotation, biological process: cell-cell adhesion; cell-cell junction assembly. Gene Ontology annotation, cellular component: adherens junction; nucleus; cytoplasm. Gene Ontology annotation, molecular function: cadherin binding.
AUGGAGGAGGGGGACUCCGAGGGGGAGGGGCCCAUGGCGCCGAGGGAGGGGCCAAGCGGUCCCAGCCUCCAGUCUGCCCCGAGCACUGCCACCGUGACCACCACCACCAACCUGCUGGCGUCCGUCAAAGAGCAGGAGCUGCAGUUUGAGCGGCUGACCCGAGAGCUGGAGGAGGAGAGGCAGAUGGUGGCCAGUCAGCUGGAGAGGUGCAUGCUGGGAGCAGAGUCCCCCGCUGCAGACAGCAGCAGCUCCUCAGAGAAGUCAUUUGCAUGGAGGACAGCAGGAGGCCAGUCCCAGGGGCCCAUGGAGGCCCUGGGGAGCCCAGGAGCAGCUGCAGAGCCAGAGGAGGCUCUGUUCCUGCCUGAUCCAGACCGCGGCUCUCUGCAUGACAGUGAUGGCUCCGGGGGACACUCGGCCCACAUGACCUCAUACUCAGACAGUGGGUACCAGGACAGCUUCUACAGCCAGACUGUGGUGCGCUCUGUGUCCCGCAGCCCCCGAGCCGAGGGACAGGCCUCUGCACAGGGUUCUGGACGUGUCCUCAGGAGGAUGUCCUCAGUCCCGUCCAGGGGCCAGUCUCCGGGCUGUGGUCCUGUGUCUCCGUCCCGGUCUCUGCGGACCUCCCAGGGCAGCACCUACGACUCACCCAUCCUGUCUGAGCCCAAACCUCUGUCUGCAGUGUUCCCGGGGACCACCAUGCCCCCCUCUUGUCCCUCACCCCCCUCCCCCGGAGACCCUGUCCUGGGCUCAGGGGCCCGGCUGGGCUCUACUUUGUCUCUGGUGGAGGGCAGGCUGGGGUCCCCUCUGCGCUCCGGGAUGACGGCAGUGCCCCAGCACUACACGUCCACUCUCCCCCGACAGAGCCAGUCUCUGGCCUACGGAGCUGACCCCUACGGACUGUACCAGCACCACGCUCUUCCCCGGCCCGACAGCCUCAUUGGCCUCCACAGCUCCUAUGGGGCCCACACUGCUCAGAUGGACCCAGAGCUGAGGGCCGCUCUGUCCCCUGACUGUCCCAUGACCCCAGUGUUUGACGAGAGAGCCUUCCAGAGCCCCCUGUACCACAGCCCAGGCCAUGACCCACAGGGCUCCCUCUACAGGAACAACACAGGUCUGGAGACCCUCCCCAGGGCCAGCAGCCAUGCUGGGACCCUCCCCCACAGUGGGACCCUGCCCUACAGGGGCAGUAGCUAUGGCCUGAGUUCUGGGGGAGUUUACGUGGACACAUUCAGAGAGCCAUACUCACAGAGACUGUCAGGGCUGGACCGAGGAGCCACUCGCACUCCCAGCAUUGAGAGCAUCCACAAGGACCCCCGGGAGCUGGCGUGGAGAGACCCGGAGCUCCCUGAGGUCAUCCACAUGCUGCAGCACCACUUCCCCUCAGUACAGGCCAACGCUGCAGCCUACCUCCAGCACCUGUGCUACGGGGACAACCGCGUCAAGAUGGAGGUUUGUCACUUGGGGGGUAUUCAGCACCUGGUGGACCUGCUGGAUCAUAAGGUAUCGGAAGUGCAGAAGAGCGCGUGUGGGGCCCUCAGGAACCUGGUGUAUGGGAAGGCCACAGACAACAACAAGGUGGCCCUAAGAAACUGUGGGGGGGUCCCCGCUCUGCUGCGCCUGCUCAGGAAGACCACAGACAACGAAGUCCGCGAGCUCGUCACAGGUGUCCUUUGGAACCUGUCCUCCUGUGACGCGGUGAAGAUGACCAUCAUCCGAGAUGCUCUGUCCACUCUGACCAACACGGUGGUCAUCCCUCACUCGGGCUGGAGCAGCUCCGCCCACCGGGACCAGCAGACCAGGGGCCGCUUCCAGUCCUCCCUGCUGCUGCGCAACACCACCGGCUGCCUCAGGAACCUGAGCUCAGCGGGGGAGGAGGCGAGGAGCCAGCUGCGCAGCUGCGAGGGGCUGGUGGACUCCCUGCUGCAGGUGCUGCGGGCCUGCAGCAACACCACAGACUAUGACAGCAAGAUCGUGGAGAACAGCGUGUGCACCCUGAGAAACCUGUCGUACCGUCUGGAGGUGGAGAUGCCCUCGUCACGUCUCAUGGGCAGCCCGGAGCUGGACACUCUGCUGGGCUUCUCCCCGGUCAGAGAGCUGGACUACCUGUGCUGGGGCCGUAGGAGGAGGGGCCGCCAGAGGGGGGGCUGGCCCGACGAUAAGUUUGAUGGCGUGGGACCCCUUCCAGGUUUGUCUCAGCCUCUGCGGGGGGCUGAGCUGCUGUGGCAUCCCCUGGUGGUGAAGCCCUACCUGAACCUGCUGGCCGAGAGCUCCAACCCGGCCACUCUGGAGGGGGCAGCAGGGGCGCUCCAGAACCUGUCCGCUGGCAACUGGAAGUUCUCGGCGUACAUCCGCGCGGCCGUGCGUAAGGAAAAGGGGCUGCCCAUCCUGGUGGAGCUGCUGAGGAUGGACAACGACCGCGUGGUGUGCUCUGUGGCCACCGCCCUGAGGAACAUGGCUCUGGACGCCCGCAACAAGGAGCUCAUCGGGAAGUACGCCAUGCGGGACCUGGUGAAUCGGCUCCCUGGCACCGCACCCUCUGCUUUGUGUGACGACACGCUGGCCUCCGUCUGCUGCACGCUGCACGAGGUCACCAGCCGCAACGUGGACAAUGCCAAAGCCCUGGCCGACUGCGGAGGCAUCGAGAGGCUGGUGGACAUCAGCAAGGGCCGAGGCAAAGGGUAUUCAGUGAAGGUGGUGAAGGCGGCGGCGCAGGUGCUGAAUACUCUAUGGCAGUACAGAGAACUUCGGGGCCUCUACAAACAGGACGGAUGGAACUACACCCACUUCGUCACCCCCAUCUCCACCCUGGAACGAGACCGGUACCGCUCACAGCCCACCCUGCCCACAAGCCCCCUGCACAUCACCCCUGUGGUCCAAUCAGGGGGCAGUGCCACAUCAUCUCCGGCGAUGCUCGGGAUCAGAAGACACAGUUCGAACUACCAGAGGGCACAAUCUAUGCAACUGGACUCCUAUUAUACAGACAACAGCCUGCACAAGCACCACUACACAGGUUCUGAGCAGAAAACCCCUUACUUCAUUGGAACAUACUCAUCUCAGUCUGGAGAGGACCUGCGGCGCUCCCAGAACCCGGAGCUGUUCUUUGACGAGCCAGGCCGUAAGAACUACAACAGCUACAGAAUGUACCUGUCGUCUCCUCAGGGCUUCGCCGAGGACAUGGAGGACGAGCCGGUGCCCCUGAGCCCCUGCACCUCCCCCGACUACCGCACCCUGCCCUUCAAAGCCAACACCAACUACGUGGACUUCUACUCCACCACGCGGAGGCCUUCACACCGCGCCAACAAGUUCACCGGCUCCCCUGACUCCUGGGUGUGA